Messenger RNA from Hemiscyllium ocellatum (epaulette shark), 1554 nucleotides. RefSeq names its product chromosome 18 C11orf16 homolog (gene c18h11orf16). The transcript is spliced from 6 exons. The record is from RefSeq and is a predicted model, not a curated record. Lineage: Eukaryota; Metazoa; Chordata; Chondrichthyes; Orectolobiformes; Hemiscylliidae. The coding region runs from base 1 to 1554 and encodes 517 amino acids.
AUGAGGCAUUCUGUGGUCUCAGGUGAUAAAGUAUUAGCACCUUGGGAAUCAGAUGGAAGCAGAUAUGGUCCUGGAACAGUGGCGUUUGGCAUUGAGACUAGAGACCCACUACAAGUAAUGGAAGAUGAUGAUCUCUCCAUUAAAUUCUGGAAUGGAAAAACAGUCAAAGUUUCCAAAAAUGUGGCAAUGUGGAUUCCAUCUGCUUUGUAUGAAAGAGUGCAGCAAGAACUAUUUACUCCUCUAUCAGCCAGAGAGCUUCAUUGUGAAAAAUUGAGUUCCUGCAAUGACGUUUGUUCACUUCAGCCUCAGACUGUGCUAGUUCACCCAAGUCACUUUGAUCCAACAUACGCCAAGUCUUGGUAUUCAGUUCUCCCUGACCUCGACCCAUAUAGUAAUUUCUGCCGUGGGUUUUAUUGUGGCUUCCAUGGUUUGCCAUCUCAUCCCAUCUGUUGCUGUUUUCCACAAAUGAUUUCUCCCAUAGGAUGGUGGCCUGUGAGUCCAAGAUCUACCAACCCGACAGCAAUUGACAUGGAGGAGUUGGACAAGAAAGUUACUUCACAGCUUCAGGAAUUAGACACUUACAAAGCUAAAUAUCCUGAUGAAAACCUACUUUCUUCGUCUUCUUCAUCAUCAUCUGAAAGUUAUGAUGACAGCCCAGAGUCAAUUGUCAGCAAGCCUACUUUGGAAGAUAGGGCAGUGAAUACAGAUAUUAAACUGUUCGAGAAGCCAAGGGCCCAAGCAGAAGGCAAGCCAGAAUGGAAAUAUUGGAGUCAGACCCACCAAGAGCCACAUCGAAAGAAACCAGGAACAUCUCCUUCAAGCCCAUUAAAGAAUGUAUCUAACUCCAGUCAGCUGAAUCCUACCACAGAGCUGCAGAACGUUGGACCGACAAAUUGCGGAGCCAUGUUUGAAAAUAUUGAUCAUACACAUUCUCAGAAUAGAAUCACAAUGAAACAGGUUCUAUCACAUCAAGGUCAUGAAAUCACAUCAUCUUCUACGGCCCAACCUCCACCAGUUCAGGAGCGUCUAGGAGAGAAUCAGUUAUCACGUGACUGCCAACAUCGGGAAGCUGUUCAAAGAUCAAGAAAGAAAAAACUACAAAUGCGUCAGUGGGAGAAAGAAAGGGAAAUGCAAAAUCAAGACAAGUAUCAAUGUGUCCAAGAACAACGCAGGAAGAACGUGAUUCAACGUCUGGAGAAUAAUUUCAAACAGGUCGCAGAAUAUGAGCACAAGCUGGAAGAAACAAAUAGAGCAAAACAGCAUUUGCAGCAGACGAUUCAAACCAGGAUUCAGUCAAUAGCCUCAGAGGACCAGGAGAAAGAAGCUCGCAGAUUGGCAUAUCACCAGCAAGUCACAGCAAGUAGGAAUAUGGCAGAGGCAGAAAAAGUGAAAGCAGAAGAGAUGAAAGAAACCCAACAGCAGGAGGUUAGAAGGAAACGAGUGGAAGAACGCAACAGAAUUGCAGCAGAAAGAUUCCAUGAAGCAGAGAAAUUGGCUGAAGAACAAGAGACAGGAAGAAGAAAGAAUCAAAUAAAGCACGUUUCAACAUUUUAG